AACCCUCCACCCGGUAGUUCUGUUCACACGUGUCCUUAAGAUGGAGCAGCCAAACACUGAAUCUAACAUAAACAUUGUGAAUGGAGAUGAUGAGCAGUUCACUGCUUUCCUGUCUUUGCACUCUGCUGCAUUACAGUCCUCAAGAAUCCCACAGCUGUAUUGGAAGAGCUUGUACUAUAAACUUAUCAACGAGUUGUACGAUGCAGGGGAAGUGUUCGGCAUCAUGCAGGUACUGCAGCACGAUGAAGAAGAGGAGGAAGAUGAGGAGAAAAGGAAGGCUAUUCCUGGUGUAGAAAUUAAAUGUAAAGUGAUUGUGACGAGGGGGAGUGGCUUGCAAGUCUCCGACCCAAACAGCAUCUUCCUGGUUGACCAUGCAUGGACGUACCGCGUUGAGAGUGCCAGGCAGCACCUGGAACAAAUCCCUGGCCUCCUGAACAGGAUGGCCUCCCUGAUGGGGGUUGACUUCCACGGAGAGGUCCCUGACCCAGAUGUUGUGGAGAUGGUGCUUGAGCGCAUGUGGAAGUACAACCAAACCUAUCAACUUGCCCAAGGGUCAGCAGAGGAGAAGGUUCCUGUCUGGUAUAUCAUGGACGAGUUUGGCUCCCAGGUGCAGCACUCGGACCAGCCGACCUGUAGCAUGGCCCCCUUCUUCUACACACAGGGCCAGUUGGCCUACACCAUCCUCUGGCCACUUAAAGACCUGCAGGAGGGAGAGGAAGUAACACGAGACUAUGCUUAUGGUGAGAGUGACCCUCUCGUGCGGAGAUGUCGGUUGUUGCCCUGGGUGCCAGCAGACUUGGAAGGGGUCAGCAGCUUGACUGCAGAACCCGCUGACCUUUACUAUGAGACAAUUUCACAGCAGAACAAGGAAACGCAUCCACUGGACAUUCAGCCUUACACUGUCCCCAAAGACAAAGUGCUCAAGGUUUACACAGAAAUGGCACAAGUUCGUAACAAUCUCCAUCACCCACGGUUCACCUUCACAGAGAAUGAGGAGGAAGCUGAUAUUCUCUGGACUUCCUCCCACAUCAGAGACUACAGGAAGCUGAGUGAAGUGCGUCCUCAUGUCAUGACCAAUCAGUUUCCAUGUGAAACGAUUGUCACAGUAAAGGACUGCCUGGCCGCUGUGUCGCGGAGGGCCCAUGGGAGCCAGGGAGCUGACUGGCUGCCAGAGACAUUCAACCUACAGACGGAGCUCCCUCAGUUUGUCAAAUAUUACCAGCUGAGACAGGAGAGGGGAGAAGACAACCAUUGGAUCUGUAAGCCUUGGAACCUAGCCCGUGGGCUGGACACCCACAUUACCAAUAAUCUUGACUACAUCAUCAGACAGAGAGAGAGCACCCCUAAGGUGUGUUGUAAGUACCUGGAGGAUCCGGUGCUCUUUGAGAGGGAGGAGGUGGGGAUGGUGAAGUUUGACAUCCGCUACAUGCUGCUUCUGCGCUCUGUUCAGCCUCUCCGCCUUUACGCCUACAAUGUGUUCUGGCUGCGCUUUGCCAACAGGCCUUUUUCUCUGGACCACUUUGAUGAUUACCAGAAGCACUUCACGGUCAUGAACUAUGCAGAGGGAGUCCAGCUCAAACAGGUUCACUACGAUGAAUUCAUUCCCAUGUUUGAGAAGCAGUAUCCUCAGUAUCCAUGGAAAGGGCUUGAGGCAGAGGUGUUAAAGGCAUUUGCGGAGCUCUUUCAGACAGCUUCGUCCCGGCCACCCCCAUAUGGCAUCAGUGCAUACCCCUCCUCCCGGGCCAUCUAUGCUGUAGACCUCAUGCUCAAGUGGGGAACUGGGGAAAGAGGUGAACCUGUGAUGAAGCCUCAGAUCCUGGAGGUGAACUUCAGUCCAGACUGUGCACGUGCCUGCCUCUAUCACCCUGGCUUCUAUGACCACAUAUUCCAGACACUCUUCCUGGAUGAGGCCGAUCAGUGCCCUGUUACUCAGGUCUCUUGAUAACCUUUGAACCUUGUGAGCAUUGACCCAUGCAUACCCUUGUGUACUGUAAUGCAUAUCGCAUGGUUUUGUAUCAAAGGUGCCAUUUGGACAAAUAUUUUUUCUUGCAGGAAUUGAAAGUGUAAGGAUCUACUGUGGACUAAUACAUACCACUCUUUCUCACACACACACACACACAGCCUUCUGCUUAUCUGUAUUCUUUGGUGUAGAGCAGGAGAAUCGUAACAGCUUUGCACUGUUCUUCUCUUCUGUGGGUUUCUGACUAUUCUCUCCCUUAUGCAUAAUAAACUAUUAUUUUCAUAUUUUCUGAUUGGCAUUAAACAUCAGUCAUGUUACAAUAA
Molecule: messenger RNA, 2283 nt
Organism: Esox lucius (northern pike)
Lineage: Eukaryota; Metazoa; Chordata; Actinopteri; Esociformes; Esocidae
Gene: ttll12
Product: tubulin tyrosine ligase-like family, member 12
Exons: 14
Coding region: 41-1942 (633 amino acids)
Biological process (GO): protein modification process
Source: RefSeq, a predicted model, not a curated record